CCACGAAUUCUCCAAUUAACUACUACGAGUACUUGUACCGACAUUAGGAUAACAUAAUCAUCUCAAUCCGAUUCAAUCCUAAAUGUACCGCGACCUCCGACUCCGACUAUUCCCAAAUCAUCCGAACGCGCUGUCCUGGUCGAGGGACGGGCAAUUAUGUGUUAUUGCUUCGGAGACUGCACAGAUUCUCGUUCCCAACAACCUAAAACCCCACCACGCCUCCCUCCGCACGCACCUCCUGCACAGCAUACAAACCCUGCCCGAAAUAGCCCCUGCAGACGCGGAGGUGUAUUCUAUUGGUGAUGAGCAGGGUCCGGGAUAUGCGAGGGCUGCGGCGUGGAGUCCUUUGGGGGUAUCGGAGUUUAGGAGGUGUAUUUUGGGUAUCCUCACGACAAAUCAUCAGGUCAAGGUUUUUGUCCCUGGGUGGGACCCUUGGAGUGAUUGGACGAUUCGUCACGAUCUUACAAAGUACCUGAUCGAGUACUCGGGCUGGGACAAUGAUGAGCUCAACGAGGAGGAGGAGGACGAAACCGUAGUGCGUAUGCGGGUCCGUACGAGAUCUUUUUCUUGGUCCUCUGCAGCUACUUUUCCCGCCAGUCGACGGGCGGAAUCACUGCUCGCGGUGGCAAAUGAUAAUCUACAGAUUGUGCUUUUCAGGAUCACGCACGACCAUUGUUCGAUCGUAGAGUUUUUCAAGGGCAUUGAUUUAGAGAUCGUGAGAAAAGUUGGGUUAAGAGAGACGUGGGUGAGUUGCCUUGCAUGGAGUCCAUGGAAACGGGUCCGAGGUGGCGACGAAGGAGACAAUCACAAAAGCAAAGCCUUCCUGGCCUACGGAUUUCGCGGAAAGGUGUACAUUUGCCCGAUCACCGUGUCCCUCGAGUCGGGAGAUUACUCACACUCUCCCGGGAAUCAUAAUCUGUCGGCUGUGGCUGGAAAUAGACUUGUUGUUGGGAACUCGAUAUCUGACGUUCAUCUGGUUUCUGCCAUAACUUGGGCUGAAGAGGAGAUCAGUGGGUGCCUUAUUCUGGCCUAUGUUAUUCCACGCAGCGUAAAGAUUGUCGCUAUCAGCAGCGAUGGGAGGGUCAGGUCCACCAGGGAGUUUGUGAAUGGCUUUGUGGAUCAUAUUGCCGGGUUUUGUUUCACUCCCUCAACAAGUCCCUCGCGGGUCAUGCUCCACCUUGCCAGUUCCAAUGGAAGGACGCAAAUCAUCGACUACACGAGCGAAAAGUCAACCUCUCGCAUCACGGAAGGCGCCGGCGACGAACAAGAUGUGCCGAUGCGUGACGCCCCGCCGGGAAGUAAGGAAGAAGAGGAGGAGCUCCGCGCUAUUGCUUCCCGUUGGACGAACGUACUGGAGGAGAGGAAGCAAGACUACAUGGCUGAGCAUGAUCUAUCCACUUGCACUUCCAGAGUGUAUGGCAUCGCGGCAAGCCCCAUGGGUGGGAUUAUCGCUGUGGCUUGCAGCUUCCAUCCGAAUGACAGUCUGCAGUAUAUCACGGCAUCUAAGGAGAUGACCAAGAUAGUCUUCGGCACACACCCCGGGUGGGAGGGCGCCUGGCAGAGGAGAGGCCUUCUGGCUGAGCCCCCUUCAGACGAGCCGCAGGUGCCCACCCCCGUAGAGAUCUCGAGUGAAGCAUUUCUCUUCGAAAUCGAGUGCUUUGGGGGUAGAAGCGCAGGUAUUGCGGACAGGAUCCGAAAGUCAUUGGAUAAAGUACACUUCCAAGAUGGUAAUGGCUGGGACCUAAAGAGCAUAUCGAUAGACGGUGCUGGGGUCGAUGCUUCCUUGGCUUCCAAUCUUUUGGCUAAACGAGAGCUAAACGCGCUCCGGUACAAAUGCUGCCUGCAAACAUUAUCAGACCCCGCCAAUCCUCGCUUAUCUCUCCUUAUCAACACCCCUCCAAGAGAAUAUCCAGAAAUAAUCGCUCAUAUCAUCUGCAACAUUCUAUCCGUUCCCCGAAAUAGCGCGACCGAAAAGUCCAACCUGAGCAUCAGAAUAAUAUACUCUCUCGCAUGUAUCGGAAUUCUAGGACUGUACAAUUUCCGCCAAAUAGUAGAGCUCGCACAAAAAUCAUUCCUCUGGCUAUCGACAAAAGUCAAAGUGGACGUGCGCACAGAACUGGAAAUUUCGGAACGUAGAAUAUCAGAUCUGGACGUUAUGGAGCGCGGAGAGGACGAUGGCUCGGGCCUGCAGGAGAUCCGCGAUAGGGAUAAAGGCUUCGCGAGUAGGCUGGAGAAGUGUGCCCUGUGCGACCAGGGGAUGACAUGGUCCGAUCUUAGAGUGGCCGAGUGCUCACUUGGACACAGAGUUUCUAGAUGCACACUUACCUUUCUGCCAAUGAAGGACUAUAAACUCACCAAAGAGUGCAUGGUCUGCAAGCGGACGGUUCUAUCAGAAGCAGUUCUUGUCCAGGAGAUGGAAAAUAAUGGUGCGCAUAAGAAUAACGGCGGUGACGGCGGCGGCAGCAGCGGACUGGGAGAUGAGGGGGAGAUGGGUGAUGGCGGUGAUAAUACUAUGUGCACGAGUAGAGCGGGGCCGGUUUCCGAUUCCUCUUCUUAUCCUUCUCGUCGCAGAGGUGCUGCUGCUGCUCCUUCUUCUUCUCAAGGAGGGGUAUUAGAGGAUGAAGGAGGGGAGAGCACAUUGGCCGCGAGCAUUCUGACUGGUUUAGAUGUCUGCGUACAUUGCGGAGGGAGGUAUUGGGCGAAAAGCGAAAAAGGGUAGUUUAACUCUUUUUCCUUUCUUUCUUUUUCCUCUCUCCUUGGGUCGUGUGUGUGUCUUUUUAUGAUGAGGGAAAUUUUUAAUUAUAUAUACCUUUUUUUUUUCUUCUUUAACCGUACUUACUAUCAUAGUGCUCUUCACUUUGGGGGGGGGAUAUCAAUAGUCUACCAUGACGCCCUUGCUUGGGCGUUUGAACCAGGGACUUUUUUUGUCGAAA
Messenger RNA from Tuber melanosporum (Perigord truffle), 2933 nucleotides. RefSeq lists its product as uncharacterized. NCBI's taxonomy places the organism in Eukaryota, Fungi, Ascomycota, Pezizomycetes, Pezizales, Tuberaceae. Gene Ontology annotation, molecular function: histone acetyltransferase activity; protein binding. Gene Ontology annotation, biological process: transcription initiation at RNA polymerase III promoter. The transcript is spliced from 9 exons. Bases 83 to 2719 code for a protein of 878 amino acids. The record is from RefSeq and is a predicted model, not a curated record. Gene Ontology annotation, cellular component: transcription factor TFIIIC complex.